Molecule: messenger RNA, 3609 nt
Organism: Stegastes partitus (bicolor damselfish)
Lineage: Eukaryota; Metazoa; Chordata; Actinopteri; Pomacentridae
Product: protocadherin-16-like
Exons: 6
Biological process (GO): homophilic cell-cell adhesion
Cellular component (GO): plasma membrane
Molecular function (GO): calcium ion binding
Source: RefSeq, a predicted model, not a curated record
AUGGGUCGCAAGGAUGCGCCAACUUCGCUCCUCCGGACGCUCGUCCUGUCGCUGCUUUGCGCGCAGUCGUUCGGACAGGUCUUCAACCUGACGCUGUCUGUUAAAGAGGGUCUGCCUGCUAAAACCAUCGUUGGGGAUCUGGGAGCGGGGUUAAGCAGGCCAAGCACUGGAUUCUUCAUCUCAGAGAGCAGAGACUCGUAUGUGUUCAGGGACUUGGAAAUAGACGCGGACACGGGGAUCAUCUCCACGGCUGUGAUCCUGGACAGAGAGAGCAGAGAUAAGUAUGAAUUUGUGGCAGCCACGCUCACUGGAGAGAUGAUCAGAGUGAACAUAGAGGUGAAAGAUGUGAACGACCAUUCACCUGUGUUCCCCUCAGAGCAGCUUGAGCUGGACAUAUCAGAGCUGAGCCCACCAGGGAGUCGGUUCCAGCUGGAAGGUGCUAAAGAUCAGGAUGAGGGAGAGUUUGGCACGCAGGGAUACAGGAUCACAGACAGUGAAAUGGCUGAGUUGUUCCACUUGGAUUAUCGCAGUGGAUCAGAGAACCACCUCAACCUGGAUUUGGUCCUGAGUAGCAAGCUAGACAGAGAAACACAGGACUUCUACUCCCUGACCAUUGAGGCCUUCGAUGGCGGGAUCCCAGCCAGGACAGGGACUCUUCAGGUGAACGUCCACGUCCUGGAUGAGAACGACAACCCUCCUGUGUUCAACCAGACUGAAUACCACGCCUCGGUGCGAGAGGAUGCUCCCGUCAUGUCUGCUGUGUGUCAGGUGUACGCCACCGACCUCGACCUGGACGACAAUGGCAGAAUCACUUAUGAGAUCAACAGGAGGCAGAGCGACCCAAAUGAAGUUUUCUCCAUCAAUGAAACCACCGGGGUGGUUUACCUCAACAAGCUGCUCGACUUUGAGGCGCAGGCCUUUCACGAGCUGAUCAUCAGCGCGAGAGACAACGGGGCUCAGCCUGAGCACAGCAGCACUUUUGUGGGCGUCAAGGUGCUUAAUAUCAACGAUAACAGUCCCAGCAUCAGUGUGCUGUUUCUCAGUGAGACAGGGGAUGCAGUGGUUUCAGAGGCAGCAGCGAUUGGGGACUAUGUUGCUCGGAUUUCAGUGUCAGACCCUGAUCUUGAGGGGGAGCAGGUCACUGUCACACUAGAGGGAGGAGAUGGGAAGUUUACCUUGAAGCAGACAGAUGAUUUUCUUUAUGCUUUGUGUGUUAACUCUGAGCUAGACCGGGAAGAGCAGGAUCUGUAUGAGCUGAAGGUGCAAGCGUCAGACUUUGGGAGCCCUCCUCUGAGCAGUGAGAUGGUCUUCCUCCUGAAGGUGUCUGACACAAAUGACUGCUACCCAGUCUUUGAGAAGGAUGUGCAUGUUAUAAGCAUUGCCGAGGACGCUCCUCAGGGGAGCUCCCUCAUCCAGCUUCAGGCCCGAGACGCCGAUGAAGGCGCCAACUCAAACAUCAGAUACUCCAUCCUGAGGUCCAACCAGGACAGCCUGAUCAGCAUCGACCCGGAGUCGGGCCUGGUCACCACGGCUGCAUCUCUAGACAGGGAGACACAGAUGGAGGUGUGGUUCCUGGUGGUGGCGGUGGACGGAGGAGAACCGGCUCUGUCAUCUACUGCUACAGUCACAGUGCUGGUGGAGGAUGUGAAUGACAACGAGCCGGUGUUCCAGCAGCAGCUGUACAACGUGUCCAUACCAGAGCACAGUGACGUGGGAAGCUGCUUUUUACAAGUUGUUGCGACAGAUGCAGACAGUCCUGAGUUUGGUGCUCUGCUCUACUCUCUGUCUGACGGCUUUGACAAACAGGACAAACAUCCCCUCUUCCAAAUCCACCCACACACAGGAGAGCUGUGUGUCUCGCAGGAUAUCGAUCGAGAUGCAGGACAGACGGUCCACGACAUUCUGAUCAAAGCUGAGGAUCCAGGAGGCCUCAGCGCUCAAACCUACGUGCACAUUGAGGUCGAGGACUUGAAUGAUAACGUUCCAGUGUUCAACCCUGAAGAGUACACCGUGAGCGUCAGCAGUCAUGCACAGCCGGGCACAGAAAUCGUCAACGUUAUCGCUACCGACCGAGAUUCUGGCAGGUUUGGACGUGUCACCUACGAUAUCGUCCCUGGCGACAUGUCCAGUUUGUUUGCACUGGAAAAAGAAACAGGAAUGCUGAUCCUGACCUCCACUCUGACCCACCUGGGCACCGUCAGUGUGAAACUCUCCAUAACAGCUCAGGACGGGGAGGGCUUGACCUCAGCCAGACCCGCAGAGGUCACAGUCAACGUUUUACGAAGCGUUCAGGCUCCAGCUGUGUUCCAGAGGUCACGCUACUCUUUCACAGUGCCUGAAGACGCACCGCUGGGGACGUCCGUAGGGACCGUGGAGGCCAUCAACCCAACCGACUCUGUGGAAUCUGCGUCUUACCGAAUCUCUUCUGGAGACCCUCAGAGUUUGUUCUCCGUUCAUCCGAAGUCCGGUCUGAUCAGCAUCGUCAAACCUCUGGACCACGAGUCUCAGCCGUACGCUCUGCUGGUCCUCCAGUCCUACACCGACACCUCUCCUGUUUACAGCACCACGCAGGUCAACAUCACCAUUGCCGACGUUAACGACAACGCCCCCGUCUUCCCCAAACGCAGCGACUCGAUCACAGUGUCACAAAACACUCCAGCAGGAACGGUGUUGUUCAUCGCUCACGCACACGACUAUGACAGCGGCACCAAUGGGAGGGUGCAGUACUACCUGAGGAACAGCAGAAACGGUACGUUUGUUGUUGACCACAACCUUGGAACAGUUACAUUAAAACAGAGUUUACAGGCGGAUCGUCAGCAGAGCUACAGCCUGGAAAUCGUAGCUAAAGACGAAGGAGAGCCUUCUCUGAGCUCCACACUGACCCUCUCAGUGAACAUAGACCGGACGGCUGCAGAGGACAGCCUGGCCUUCGAGACGCUCGUCUACCAGGUGGAGAUCGGUGAAGGCUACCGUAAAGACUCUCGGGUCAUCCAGGUGAGGGCUCACCGGACUCGGGGAGCUCAUAUGUCAAACUCAGGCCUCACUUACUCUUUGGAGGCAGAAGCUGGGUUCCCUCCAGCUCCGUUUCGGAUUCACCCAAAGACUGGAUGGUUGUAUCUUUCCCAAAGCCUCGACUACGAGACAGAGUCCAGGUAUCGUUUUAAAGUGUUGGCUACAACCAGGGAGGCCUCACUGGCAAACACCACGGCUACAGCCUCAGUGAUAGUGCUGGUGCUGGACAUCAAUGACAACGCCCCGGUGUUCGGCAGUGACGUCUACUACUUCACCGUGUCAGAGGGCUCAUCGCCACAAGGCCUGGUGGGAACCGUUAAAGCCAUCGAUAAGGAUUCUGGGAAAAACAGCCAGCUGUCCUACAUCCUGCUUUCAGAUGGGAAGUUCUUCCGCAUCAAUUCUAAAACAGGCGAAAUCAUCAACUGGGUGGCGUUGGACCGGGAGCAGCACAGCCAGCACAGUCUGAAGGUGAUGGUGACAGAUCAGGGUCACCCUCGUCUCAACGCCACCGCCACCGUUCACAUCCUGAUCACCGACGUCAAUGACAACGCUCCAACGUUUACACACCUGCCAGCCAGCAAAGAACUGAAUGUGCAG